This is a messenger RNA of Amoebophrya sp. A120, 1919 nucleotides long. NCBI's taxonomy places the organism in Eukaryota, Dinophyceae, Syndiniales, Amoebophryaceae. The record is from the annotation of a GenBank genome assembly.
AUUGUGCUGCCCUGCGAAUAUACGGCAUAGUCGGUAUUUUUAGGACGGCCGUCUUCAUGUGUUUCUGUUGCGUUGAAGCCACACAAUAGAGGAAGAUAAAACUUUUUUGUCCAUUCAUUUCCAGACCCACACUUUCACUAAGAAUCACUACUCUUCCCCCCGUCCUAAACGUAUAUAUAUUUUCUCGCUCGCUACAGCACUACUUGAUCUUCGGCCCCGUUCCUCUUCCUCUUUUUGACUUUUACAACUUUCCGCAACAUUUACAACCACCCAUCUACAUCGAAACUACGCCACGACUCGCUUAAAAAUUCCAAUACUUCCCGCUCCUCAUCAUGGGAAAGAUCGACGCCCAGCCGGGCGACGGUGCCCCGGAAGUUUUCCGCGUGAAGAAGCCGGAGAAGCAGAUUGCGUUGAAGGUGGUGAAAACGACGCAAAAUAACUUCAUGGACGCGAUCAAGAAGUCCAACGCGAGCGGAAAAGUGCCCUUUGUGGUGGACCUCGGUGGCGCUAUGCGGGUCAACUUCACCUACCACGGCUACGACACGGUCUGCGACGUGGGCGCGAUGGUGGCCGCCAACACGGGCGAGCGGGUCCCCGGGAAGGACAUUGGGGAGCAGAUGCGCAGGAAAUACAUCGAGGGCGUGCAGAAGAUCGGGUACACGGUAUACCUGUUGGGGCAGAACUUUCCGCCGCAGCACAUGUGGGAAAGCUUCUGCAUGGUGAACGGUGGGAACUUUGACCAGCAGCGCAUUUUUGACAGGGUACUCACUGAUUCUUUCGUUUGAUGUUUCUAUUUUUCGGGAAGUAGAAGAUCUAUCUUGCUUCUCUCGGUUUCUUCGUUUUUGAUCUCUCAUCUUCGCACCUACGGGUAAAGAUCUUCCGAUUCCACUCUUGCCUAAAUCACGAACACGAACCGUCAUAUUUUUGCGAAAUACAAUCGCGUUGGUCAAUUGAAAUUCAUUGAAAAAGAAAAACAAAUCAAAACUACACAGAACCUUAACCGCACCCCCGCCUGCGUCGCUGCCAACACCAAGCCAACCGACACUGCGACCGACGGCAAAGGCAACCCAACGCCGGACGCGAAGAUUGUACCCAACCCGCAAAGCGGGCAGGUUGUGCUGGUAACGGCGAAGCUAAGAGCGGACAUUCCGCGGUUGUUUCAGUGCGCGCACGACGCUUUCGGGGACAUGCUGGACAGCGGGAAAAUGGAAUUGAUGGUGGUCACCACGUCGGCGUUUUCGUUUGAUUAGACGUUAAAUUGUCUCAGUACUUACUAUCCAUGUACUUAGUUUCCGGUGCCAAAUGUUCCACAAAGCAAGAAACAUCUAUGAGCGCAAUCGUUAUCGUACGUAGCCGUAAGUAAGCACUUCCAAUAGAUUACUGGAAAAUCUUCCUAGAACACAGAGCACAUGAAUUCAGGAAUUCGAAUUUUGUUUUCAAAGUAAGUAAUACCAUAACAAGCAUCUUCUUGUGUAGUACCCCUAACACGCACAUUUGUGUCACUUUCUUCUUGCUGUCUGCAAUGCUUGCAAACUGAAAAAGUGUAUGAACGAUCCAUCAUAAGCAGCGCGCACGCAGAGUUGAAGCAAGAAGUCGCGAGGAGUCAUCAGCUUCGAUUUGACACUGGUAUGAGGCAUGUGUCCCGUCCACCGUUGUGGAAUAUUUUUUGUUCCGGAAGUAGAUGAAACGUAGCAUAUUAAUGUGGACUUCAUCGUCAUGUUCGUCGGGCUCAGGAUGGGUGUUGAUUGUCGUGGGCAUCGAAGUUGAGUGAAAGAAAAGCAAAGUUGACAACUUCCAAAACUACCACAAUUUGCUUCACAUGCUCGUGCAAAUCGUUUUCAGUAUCGCUAUCGUGAGGGAAAUGGAGGAACCGAAGAGGCCGCUGUUGUACCAGAGACAAAACGUCGCACGCACCAGAG